AAUGGAUAAUAAGAAUGAUUAGAGAUAAAGACUAUUUAGAAUUUCUAAUCCUGCUCAUAAAGCCCAAACAUUAGUACCCAGAUAAAUAAGAGAGGAUAGUUUAAAACCAUAGCAAUAACAAUAAAUGUAAAAAAUAGUUGUUAGUAAUGAUGAUAAAUUGAGAAAGGUUAUUGUAGAUUAUAAUUAUUUAUUAGGAAAAUGAAUUACUUAAAUCUGAACUGUUAGCAACUAAAGAAUAAUUUAAAGUUUUAUAAGAGGAUUAUAAAAAAUUAUAAUCCAAAUACUAAACUCUUUAAUAGUUGAUGAGAAGGUAUCCUUAAGAUUUGUAACUGAUACAAGAAUUAUAAAAUCAUAUUAGAUAAUCCUAAUAUUAUGAAUUUAUACAAGAAGCAAUGAUGCCUCAUGCAUAAUUCUAAACAGAUGGAAUGACUUAUGAAUAAAUAUUAGAAUUAUAAGAUUAAAUUGGACAUGUUUCAAAAGGACUUACUAAAUAAGAAAUCAAAAAAAUACCAAAGAGAUAAGUUAACUAAAAAUAAAAAGACCCGUAUUAUUUAAUUAAUUCAUUAGAUGCACAAUUUGUUAUAACGAGAUUGAGAAAUUUGAAAAGAUCCGAGAAUUAAAGUGUAGACAUUAAUACCAUUCAAAAUGUAUUAAAAAAUGGCUUCUAUCUUAAAAGAAAUGUCCCAUCUGUUAAGCAGAAGUAUGA
Paramecium pentaurelia is the source of this 706-nucleotide messenger RNA. The record is from the annotation of a GenBank genome assembly. NCBI's taxonomy places the organism in Eukaryota, Ciliophora, Oligohymenophorea, Peniculida, Parameciidae.